Messenger RNA from Ceratotherium simum simum (southern white rhinoceros), 696 nucleotides. It is a transcript of the gene SELENOM, whose product is annotated as selenoprotein M. Gene Ontology annotation, cellular component: endoplasmic reticulum lumen. The record is from RefSeq and is a predicted model, not a curated record. Gene Ontology annotation, molecular function: oxidoreductase activity. Lineage: Eukaryota; Metazoa; Chordata; Mammalia; Perissodactyla; Rhinocerotidae.
GGGCGGGGCCCGCCCUCCGGCCCAGACGUGGCGCGGUGGUCGGGCGGUUCACCUCCAGCUUGGCACCUUCCGGCCGGUACCCAUGCAUCUCCCGCUGCCUCCGCGGCCCCUACUGCUGCUUCUCGCGGCACUCGCGGCCGCCACCACCACCUUCCGGCCCGACUGGAACCGUCUGCACGGCCUGGCCCGAGCCCGGGUAGAGACCUGUGGGGGAUGACAGCUGAAUCGCCUGAGGGAGGUGAAGGCCUUUGUCACCCAGGACAUCCCAUUCUAUCACAACCUGGUAAUGAAACACCUCCCGGGGGCCGACCCAGAGCUCGUGCUGCUGGGCCACCGCUACGAGGAACUGGAGCGAAUCCCACUCAGCGAAAUGACCCGCGAGGAGAUCAACGCGCUGGUGCAGGAGCUCGGCUUCUACCGCAAGGCGGCGCCGGACGAUCCUGUGCCCCCCGAGUACCUGCGGGCGCCCGCUAAGCCCGCCGAAGGCGCUCCGGCCCGCCCUGACCUGUAGGUCCGGGGGCGCGGUACCCCCCCUGCCUGAGCCCUGGGGACAGAAUGAAGCGUUCAGCGUCCCGGGAGCACCUCCCUCGCUGAGGGCCGACGCCCGGUCCCGGAGCUGCAGGGAUAGAGUUGGGGAUUCCUCCUAACCCCUCUUCCCUCCCUAGGUCAACUAAAUCCCCUUCCACCUUAAACUGA